GAGAGAGAGAGAGAGAGAGAGAGAGAGAGACAGAGAGAGAGAGACAGAGAGAACCACCAAGUUUACUUCUUUGAAUCUUUUUGUCUUAUUGAACAGGCAGCUUGAUGCUUUUUAUAUAUUGUCGUGGAUACAUUCACGAAUCUGAUCUAUAGAGUAGAAAGCUGUAGAAACACAGUACAAAAAACAGAGGUCGCUUUAAGAAAAUGAACAGCAUGGGUGUUCGGGCCGUGCUCGCUGUCCUCCUCCUGUGCAUAGCUACCGUGAAGGCUGAGAAUGGAGAAGUAACAUUCUGGAGGGAAAAUUUCACAAUGACCUGUCCAGACAGUGGGACCUGGUUCGACAAAGACAAUAAUGAAUUACCAUAUUUUUCACCAAUGCCGAGAAAGUCAGUUACAUUCAAAUAUGACAAUAGCAAGAAAGGCCCUUACCACUGUAAAUAUGGCGAUGAUGCCUCCCAAAAAAAAUAUUAUUUCUACGUGCAAGGAAAGGUGUGUGAGAACUGUUUUGAGCUGGAAGCAUCUUUGUGUGUGAUGGCCAUCGUUGCGGACGUGGUCGGGACAGCAUUUGUGAUGAUGAUUAUCUACAGGUGCACCAAGAAGAAAAGCCCAGCUGGACUUACUCCCGCUUCCAAACCACCUGCUCGCUCAGGAGGCCGGGCUCCAGCUGUCCCAUCUCCUGACUAUGAUGUAGCAACUGAACCCUCGCACCCUCUCCCAGGAUACUUACUCUAGCGUGAACAGGAUGGGAUAGAGACAAGUCACCUGACUGCGCCAGGUCACUGGUGUAAAGGCUGUACGGAUGAAGGCAAACAUUCACAAAAGACAUACAUAAACAUCAAUCUUCCUCCCAGUAUGCACACACUGGCUUUUACUCUUUUCAAUUUAAAGGGUUGUUUAACCGAAACGGCAAAAAUACACAAAUUGUUCUCACUUACCCCUGGUGUUACCUAGCCAGGUGCGGUAGCUUAGGUUUCAUUUGUCCAGGUAUCGUGCCGCCACCGCGGCACAGCAGAGGUGAAAGGCAUUAAGUUUGCAGUGCUAACAGUAUUUUAAAAUUACACUGAAAAACUACUUUCUUCCGAAGAAAUAGUCCCCAUGAAAACUGUUGACAAUGUGUUUAGUGGAUUAUUCAGAGUAACGGGGACAUUGUUUCUGUAUGUUGCUGUAGAUCAGUAUUUACCAGGGGGUCUGUGGAAAGGUUGUAUAGCUCAGCUAAUUUGAAAAAAUUGAAAUUAUGAUUUGAUAAUAUAAUCUAUAUCAAAUGCAAACUUGACUGAAUACUAAACAAAAGAAAAAGCAUCGACAAUUCCAGGAUCGCUAUGUCUGCUGUGUUUUCUUUGCAAUGAAAUACUAUUGAAAAAUUGCAUAAAGCCAUCACAUGUAUCCCUAUCAAAGGGAAGGGGUACUUGAGCCCAUCUAAUAGGGCUGUGCGGGGUACGUCAGAUAAAAAAGGUUGCAAACUACUGCUGUAGACUUUAAAUGUAAUCUUUCAAUGCUGUGAGCACCACAAACUAUUGUCCAUUAAUUCAAACCAAAACUAUCUGCAUGACUACAUACCAUUAGAGUUAAGUGAGAAAAUAUGUUUGUUUGUUUAAUAUGCAUGAGUGUCCAGUUCAUUAGGUACACCUGUACAGUCUAACGCAAUCCAAUGAUCCACCAUAAAGUCUACUUUUAUGAUGCCGAUAAGGUUCAGUUUUUAUGACACUGGCAUUGAGGUCAUAUUUAGUGGUGGGGCUGUUUUGGACGGCAUUAUAUUGAGAGGUGUUUUUUAAUAUUCUGAUCCCCUCGUGUAUGUAACAUUGUAACAAAAACUGUAACAAAUAAUUGCAAACACCUCUCAAUAUAAUGUAGUCCAGUACAACACCACCUUUAACUAUGACCUCAGCAAUAAUAUAAUAUAAUAUAUAGGAUAUAAUUAAAUUUGCACAUUUUUAACAAUGUCACCAAAAACGUAACAUUAUAAGCUUUGUAAAGAUACAAUUUAUGGCAGAACAGUUGUAUUGGCUUGCAUUAGAUUGUAUAGAUGUACCUAUUAAAGUCGCCUCUGAGUGUAUACAGUAUAUGUACUGUGUAUGUAUUGUACUAUGAGUGUACUGACCCUAUAAUAUAAAAAGUUGAGCACUGUCUCAUUUACAACAAUGUCAUAAAUAUAAAUCAUAACUUGUAUUGUCAUUUCAAAUAGAGAGAUACUGGCAUACCUGUAUUCUGUAUAUACCUUAUGUUUAUGUCAUCAGUCAUAAGUCAUUCUGACUUCUAAUAUUGUUAAAAGAGCAGCUAAUUUUUGUCAGACAUGUAAAAUGUUAGGCUUAUGCACAAAUUGCUUACUGUGUUUUCUUAUUUGCUUUUUCAUUCUAAUCUGCUGUGUUAAUCUUCUUGUUACUGUAAUGAGCGCAACAUGUGUCACUAAUAAAUAAACCACAGUCAACACUG
This is a messenger RNA of Siniperca chuatsi (mandarin fish), 2429 nucleotides long. Its product is annotated as T-cell surface glycoprotein CD3 epsilon chain-like. Bases 204 to 731 code for a protein of 175 amino acids. Lineage: Eukaryota; Metazoa; Chordata; Actinopteri; Centrarchiformes; Sinipercidae. Gene Ontology annotation, biological process: positive thymic T cell selection; cell surface receptor signaling pathway. Gene Ontology annotation, cellular component: alpha-beta T cell receptor complex; external side of plasma membrane. The record is from RefSeq and is a predicted model, not a curated record. The transcript is spliced from 5 exons. Gene Ontology annotation, molecular function: transmembrane signaling receptor activity.